Lecanosticta acicola is the source of this 2741-nucleotide messenger RNA. Lineage: Eukaryota; Fungi; Ascomycota; Dothideomycetes; Mycosphaerellales; Mycosphaerellaceae. The record is from the annotation of a GenBank genome assembly.
AUGGACGACUACGAAUACGGACGAAGUCCGCCUAGGGGGGACAUCACUCCGGCCACGCGGCCAUCGGGCAGAGACAGGGACGACUACCGCCCGUCUGACCCGUACCGCGAGAAUAGACGUCGCUCUCCAGGUGUGGAAACACGACGAUCUCAUCGCGAUACCCCGCGGCUGACAGAUACAGACCGCCGACGAGGAGGCCCAGAUCGUGACCGGCGGCGCUCACGCUCACCCGCUCAGAUCGACCGCUAUCAGCCCGACCGCGUCCGCGAUGACUACGCAUAUGCUCCACGAGGCCGCGAUGAGCCACACCAACGACGGAGAUCUUCUCCACAGACUAUCGAUCGCUACGUGCCCGGUCCCGAACCCGCGGCUGUCCUUGUCAACCCAAUGCCUGACCCGAUGAACCUUGACUUCCAGGUCGGCUUUACUUGGUUCGCGGAAUGGUGGCGCACCGAGCAGCGUAUUAAGGAGGAAAGGGAGCGCGUCAAAAGCGGCCGUCCGACUCGCUUGAGAGGGGAACGGGAGUCGAGAGAGGAUCGUGAAGCAGAGAGACCAAAGAUCCAGGCGGCAUAUGAUCAGUACAAGGAGAAUUUGCAGAAGAAACAGGCGCAAACAUUUGUUCGGCUGCACAAGAACGAAGACUGGUUUCGAGAACGUUACGAUCCCGAGGUCCGUGAUGCUAUGCGACGCAAGCUGAUGGAAUUCCGGAAGCGUCUCUUCUCUCAAUGGGAGCACGACUUGUCCUCUGGCGUCUUCGACGAGUUCACGUUGGAGGGCAUUUACAAGUCCGAGUCCAAUGGUCUUGGCGGCAUCGUCGAGCGCGAGGAAGGCGAGACUUCAGCUGCUGCGGAGGUUCUCGGUGUAGGCGAUCUACUGCCUUCCAAAGGAGGUGACCUUCGCGAUCCUGCGUCGCUCCAGCCGACGCUUCUCAUCAAAACCAUCGCACCUACAGUCACGCGCGACAAAUUUGAGGCCUUUGCCAAAGAGCAUCUUGGUGAAGACGAAGGUGGCUUUCAGCAUCUCUCUCUUUCAGACCCAAAUCCGCUUAAGAAGUGCCACCGGAUGGGCUGGAUCAUGCUUAAUCCUGAGCCAGAGCAAGAAGAACCUGAGCCACCUGCGCCUCGCGGUGAAGAUGGCGAAGAAGGACAAGAGAUCGAGAGCAAGAAGUUGCCGAGCGGCUUGACCAGUGUGAGCGAGAGAGCUCUAGAGAACAUCAACGGCAAGACCAUCGAAGAUCCCGAGCGUGGCAAUUUUACUGUGCACUGCGGCGUUCACCGGCCACCAGAUGCUCCAAGGAAGAAAGCUCUCUGGGACUUGUUCUCUGCUCCAGAACGCAUUGUCCGUGAUCUCGAGCUGGCCACGCGACUGGUUCGCAGACUCGAUAACGAGCUUGGAGACGAGUAUUUCGGAGUUGCCAAGAUCGAAGAGCGGGUGCACGACCUGUCCGAGAGAGGCGAACUGAAGCCAGUAGACUCAUCAAAGCCUGCAAAGGACGUAGAUGCCAUGGAUGCUGAUGCCGAAGAAGGCGAAGAGGAGGAAGGGAUGGUCGACGAGGAUGAGACUGAUGAUGAAGAACUUCUCCUCAAGAAGAAGAAACUUGAUCUACUCGUGGAGUACCUGCGGAGAGUGUACAACUUCUGCUUUUUCUGCGUUUUUGAAUCCGACUCUGUUCAUGAGCUGCAACGCAAAUGUCCUGGCGGACAUCUACGCCGUCCUCGCGCCAGUCUCACAUCUGCCGCCAAGGAGACCGCACGUGCCAGUGCGUCGGGUGAGGCUUUUCCACAUCGCAAGAAGAACGAAUCCAAGAACGAGGGAGAAGAGGAGGAGGACGCAAUGAUGAAGGAGGAAAGCCCCGUCGAGGAAAGAAAGCCUCUGAUGAAGCCGAGCAGCAAGACCACACAGCAGCUACAACGCGCCUUCAACUGGGUCAAGACAUUUGAAGAGAAGAUUCUUCAGAUCUUAGAACCAGACAACGUCAACAUUCGCAAGCUGGGCGGUAUGCCGUUGGAAGAAGGCAUCGAAAAGGAGCUUAAUAAGGUAUGUUCGGCGAUUGUAUGCUUUCAAGUGCACAAACUGACUCUGCGGCGUACCAGUUUGUCUCACAGGAAGAUGUCAACAAAUUCCGCUGCAAGGUCCCAGAAUGCACAAAGCUGUUCAAAGGCGUCGACUUCUGGCGCAAGCAUGUGGAAAAGCGUCAUGUCGACUGGUAUGAGCGCAUCCGGUCCGAAUUGGAGCUGGUCAACAGGUACGUGCUCGAUCCAGCACACAUUGCUCCUAGCAGGAGCGACGCGAACUCGAACGGGCAUUUCCCUCUGAACAACCAUGCACCUACCGGAACUCCACGUGGAUUCCAGCUGAAUCAAGCCUUCCCAAUGGGCUUCAAUCCGAUGGCGGCUGGAAUGCCUCCUGCGCAAGCUGCAGGUAUGACUGCCAUGUUCAGUCAGGGUCAGCCUGUUGGCGUACCGGGUAUGUGGGCAAAUCCAGCCAUGAGCGGUGUCGGCCCGAUGCGCAGCAAUGGUAGAAACUUCGCUAUGAACGGGGGAUACCGCAUGCCUGGACCUUAUGCACGCACUGGCAGAGGACGGAUGCCUUCAAUGAGCGGUGGUCGACCUGGCAUGGGAGCUUUUGAAGGCGGAAUCGCCACUAUGGGACCCACUGAGGCGGUCGCCGGUCGCAGUCUGCGCAGCUACGAAGAUUUGGAUGCCGAUAAAGGAGAAGGUACUGGAGAGUUGAACUAUUGA